AUCAUUUCUCCACAAUUCCACAAACUCAAAUUACCCAACUUCUUAAACACAUUCCCAUCACCUCACAAACCAUUAACCGAGAGCCAACUAGCGAGUAGAAUCAACUAUCAAGCAAUGGCAUCGAUGACCAUGACCGCUACCUUCUUCCCGGCCGUCGCCAAGGUUCCCUCAGCCACCGGCGGACGAAGGCUCUCCGUAGUCAGAGCCUCCACGAGCGACAACACACCCAGCUUAGAAGUCAAGGAACAGAGCAGCACCACAAUGAGGAGGGACCUCAUGUUCACGGCUGCAGCUGCAGCGGUUUGUUCUUUGGCUAAGGUAGCCAUGGCUGAAGAAGAAGAGCCCAAGCGAGGGACAGAGGCGGCCAAGAAGAAAUACGCACAAGUUUGUGUCACAAUGCCUACGGCCAAGAUCUGCCGCUACUGAUUCAACAACCCACCUUCUGCAUGUCUAUCUCUCUCUUUCAAUUUCGGUAAAUUUUCUCAAUUAAGUUUGGUCUGUAAUCGUAUAUUUGAUCAUCAAUUUACCAAAAGCCCUUUUAUCUUUCUACAAGAAUCGUCUUCUUUCACCAUUAGCAAAACUUGACAAAAGCAUUGCAUUGUGGAUACAAAACAGUUUCCCAAAAACUAGAUUGAUUCCAAACCGUCCUAGGUUAAAAAAAGACCACACUAAUCCAUACUGCAGCAGCAGUAGCUUUCUUAUUCUUAGGCAAAGAAACUUAAAACAGAAGAAUACCAAACUAAUACGUCCACCAU
Molecule: messenger RNA, 755 nt
Organism: Arabidopsis thaliana (thale cress)
Lineage: Eukaryota; Viridiplantae; Streptophyta; Magnoliopsida; Brassicales; Brassicaceae
Gene: PSBTN
Product: photosystem II subunit T
Exons: 1
Coding region: 115-426 (103 amino acids)
Cellular component (GO): chloroplast thylakoid membrane
Source: RefSeq, marked reviewed